CUCUCCUAGCUAGAGUAACACAUUUUGAUUUCAGAUAGGCCUCUAUAUAAAUGGAAGAAGAUGCAGUCUACAUCCCAUAUGCUACCACACAAGCACUGAAUUAAAUCCAGUCAUCCAAGUUCCCUACCCUCCUACCGAAGAAAGGAACAGCAAUGGCGAAGAAGAACUACGGUCAAGUGUACAACAUCCUCGGGUGGGGCGACCCCUACUUCACCGUGAACUCCCAUGGCCACCUCGCCGUCAAGCCCCAUGGCCGCGACACCAUGUCCGGCCAGGACAUCGACGUCCACUCCGUCAUCCACAGAGCUCUCGCCACCACCAUCACCACCAACGACGGCGACAAGAAGCCCCAGUUCCCGAUGAUCCUCCGCUUCCCCGACGUGCUCAAGAACCGCCUCGACUCCCUCCACGCCGCCUUCCAUGGCGCCGUCGACAGCACCGGCUACGCGUCCAGGUACCAGGGCGUGUUCCCCAUCAAGGUGAACCAGAACAAGGCCGUCGUCCAGGACCUCGUCACCUUCGGCCAUGGCUACAGCUACGGCCUCGAGGCUGGCUCCAAGCCGGAGCUGCUCAUCGCCAUGAGCUGCCUCGCCAAGGCCAAGCCCGGAGCUUACCUGGUCUGCAAUGGCUACAAGGACGCCGACUACGUCGCGCUCGCGCUCUCCGCGCGCGCCAUGGGCCUCAACGCCAUCAUCGUGCUGGAGAUGGAGGAGGAGCUCGACAUCGUCGUCGAGCAGAGCGCCAGGCUCGGCGUCGAGCCGGUCAUCGGCGUCCGCGCCAAGCUUCUCACCAAGAUUCCGGGACACUUCGGCUCCACGGCCGGCAAGCACGGCAAGUUCGGGAUGCUCGCCGACAAGAUCUACGAGGUGGCCGGCAAGCUGAAGAAGAUGGGGAAGCUGCACUGGCUGAAGCUGCUGCACUACCAUGUCGGCUCCAUGAUCCCGACCACCGACAUCGUGUACAACGCGGCGGCCGAGGCCGCAGGAAUCUACUGCGCGCUGGUGAAGGAGCACGGCGCGACGGGGAUGACCACGCUGGACUGCGGCGGCGGGCUCGGCGUCGACUACGACGGGACGCGGUCGGGCAGCUCCGACAUGUCGGUGGCGUACGGGCUCGAGCAGUACGCGUCCAGCAUCGUGCAGGCGGUGCGGCUCACGUGCGACGACAAUGGCGUCCCCCACCCGGUGCUCUGCACCGAGAGCGGCCGCGCCAUGGCGUCGCACCACUCCAUGAUCAUCCUCGAGGCGCUCUCGGCGAUCCCGGAGCCGCAGGACGAGGAGGACACCCAUCACCGGCUGCUCAGCAAGAUCCAGGACCUCUCCUCCAAGCAGCCAAGAACUGCUCAUACCGUCAAUGGCGGCGGCGGCGUGGACGCCAUGCACUCGCACGCCGUGGAGCUGAAGAAGCACGGGAUCGAGAUGUACAAGCUGGCGAAGAAGCUGUCCAAGAGGGUGACCGGCGACGCCAACGGCAUCUACAACUACCACAUGAACCUCUCCGUCUUCUCCCUCGUCCCCGACUUCUGGGGCAUCGGCCAGCUCUUCCCGAUGAUGCCGGUGAGCCGGCUGAACGAGAAGCCGACCAUCAACGGCACGCUGGUCGACAUCACCUGCGACAGCGACGGCAAGGUAGAGAAGUUCAUCCGCGACGCCGUGACGCUGCCGCUGCACCCACUCGACGACGCGGCGGCGGAGCACGGCGGCUACUACGUGGCGGCGCUGCUGUCGGGGGCGUACCAGGAGGCCCUGGCGUGCAAGCACAACCUGUUCAGUGGCCCCACGCUCGUGCGCGUCGAGAGCGCCGGCGGCGGCGGCGCGUUCAAGAUCGUCUCCGUUGAGCUCGGCCCGACGGCGGAGGAGGUCAUCGGCACGAUGAGGUACGACGUGAAGAACGACAUUAGCGAUGUGAUCGAGAAGGUUGCGACGGAGAAUGGCGUGUGGCCGAUGGUUGAGCCGCUGAUGAAGAAAGGGCUGACCACCAUGCCCUACCUCAACGAUUACAAGCCCCCCAAAACCACCUUUUAAGCUUGUUUAGAAGUAGUCUUUAUCGACAUAUAAAUAAGAGUGCCUCGACCAUGAUCCAUGCCUCCAUGGACGAGCACACGGAGCACAGUCUGUAUGACUGUAUAUUUGCCUGCUUCAUACUAGUAGUUUGGUGUUGUAUUCUCGAAUAAAUAACAGGGAAUUGCUAAAUCACAAUCGACAGAAAAUUGCUAA
Oryza sativa Japonica Group (Japanese rice) is the source of this 2216-nucleotide messenger RNA. The record is from RefSeq and is a predicted model, not a curated record. Lineage: Eukaryota; Viridiplantae; Streptophyta; Magnoliopsida; Poales; Poaceae.